AAUCCUUAUCCGUCGCUUUUAAAACAGUCCGGUUCCAAAAAAAAAAAAAAAAAAAAAAAAGAAAGAAAAGAAGACCCAGAGAUAUUUUACGGUGCUGCACAACCGUGAUCGUGUCUGCGGGGAUGAUUGUUCAACCAAGAUCUUCAUGGCUUCAGAUAUUGCUUUAAACAUUCAAGCUGAACUUGAGGCGGCGCGGCUGAAGACAACCCAAUUCUUAAUUACACAAAGGCCAUGGCUAGAUCUUUAUGGAGUCCAUGUCAGGCCUGUGGCUCCUCUUGGAAGUGCAAGUAGUAAACCAUUUGUUGAUCAAGCAUUAAUCCACAGAGCCUUGCCUGAUGAGUUACUUUUCGAGGUCUUUGCAAAAAUGACAACAUACAACUUGGGAAAGGUUGCUUGUGUUUGCCGAAAGUGGAGAUAUACAGUUCGGAACCCUGUAUUUUGGAGAAACGCGUGUUUGAAAGCUUGGCAGGUUUCAGGAGUUGUGCAAAAUUAUAAGAUUUUACAGUCAAAGUAUGAUGGAUCAUGGAAGAAAAUGUGGCUUUCAAGACCAAGAAUUCGUAUUGAUGGUAUUUAUGUCAGUAGGAACACAUAUAUCCGAGCAGGUGUUGCAGAAUGGACUGUUACCAAUCCAGUUCACGUGGUUUGCUAUUUCCGCUAUCUAAGAUUUUAUGCAUCUGGGAAGUUUCUGUACAAGAAUAGCUCGCAAAAGAUUAAAGAUGUUGCAAAAUUCAUGAACUUCCGUUCAGCUAAAAGUGAAAGUGUUUACGCUGGUCACUAUUUGCUCUCAGAUGACAAGAUGGAAGCUGCUUUCUUGUAUCCUGGUAGGCAAUCAACUGUGUGGAGAAUCCGCCUCAGACUGAGAGGAACAGUACCAGGAGCUAACAAUCGUCUGGAUCUGCUAUCAUUGGUCACAAGUGGUGUGAACGAUGUUGAAGUCAAUGGGAAUAAUGACGACAUUCUUGGACUUGUGGAAGGAUGGGAAGAAGAUGAGACACAUAAUCCAGAAGUACCUGCUAUCUCUCACAGGAGAGGACUAACACCCUUUGUAUUUGUUCCAUUUGAAGAGGUGGAAACGUCGGUUCUGAAUCUUCCUGUAGAGAGAAUGGAUUAUUUUGUGCCUGGCUGAAUGAAAACCUGAAAAACUUAAAUCUUGAAUGGAUUUGUGAACUCAUUAAAUAUGCAUAAGAUUGUUAUUAUGUUUUAUGGUAUGCUGGGCUUUUGAUAUGUAUCCUCUGAAGGUAGCAUGUUUGCAAUUAGUUUGAAGUAUGUAAAUUAGUGCUGGUUGGUAUGUAUAUGUUUGGUAAGUACUUUAUAUUUGCAUUAUUUUUGGUG
This is a messenger RNA of Impatiens glandulifera, 1332 nucleotides long. Its product is annotated as F-box protein 7. The transcript is spliced from 11 exons. Gene Ontology annotation, biological process: SCF-dependent proteasomal ubiquitin-dependent protein catabolic process. The coding region runs from base 146 to 1126 and encodes 326 amino acids. Lineage: Eukaryota; Viridiplantae; Streptophyta; Magnoliopsida; Ericales; Balsaminaceae. The record is from RefSeq and is a predicted model, not a curated record. Gene Ontology annotation, cellular component: SCF ubiquitin ligase complex. Gene Ontology annotation, molecular function: protein binding.